CUCGUAAACACCACCACCUAGUCGAAUUUUUUCUGAAUUCAGAAAUUUCCGUUGAUACUUCCCACGAAAAUACCCGUAAUCAACAUUCUACACGGUUUGUUGCUGUUUGUAUAAAAAUUUUAAGAAUACACAACGUGCGGCUACCCGUCUCCCCCCUCCGGCCAACUCAACAAAAUCAAAGAAUUAGUCAAACAUAAAACAGAAAAAAACAGAGUCCCAAAAAAGAAACAACAAAACGAAAUACGAGAGAAGAUCUGAUCUUCCCCCAUAAAAUUACCCAGCACACACAGAUCCACAGAUCAUGUUCACCGAAAAGGGAAUCUUUUCCAUAGGCGAUGGCCUUUUGGAUGUAGAUGCCGAACGCUUGAAAGGAUUACUCGUGUCUCAUGACAUCAACGAGAUCUACGAGGUGGAACAGACGCCGUUUGCCAGGGGCAAAUUCGCCGCCGUUCGCCGUGCCAUUCACAAGAACACGGGCUCCCAUUUUGCAGCAAAGUUCCUGAAGCGACGCCGACGAGCACAGAGCAGCGAUAAGGAAAUCAAGCACGAGAUCGCCGUCCUAAUGCUCUGCGAGAGCGAGGACAAUAUUGUCAAUCUAAAUGCGGUGCACGAGACCCGAUCAGACACAGCCCUGCUGCUGGAACUGGCCACUGGUGGCGAGCUGCAGACCAUACUAGACAACGAGGAAUGCCUGUCAGAGGCCCAGGCCCGGCACUGCAUGCGAGAAGUGCUGAAGGCGCUCAAAUUUCUCCACGACCGAUCCAUUGCCCACUUGGACCUCAAGCCACAGAACAUUUUGCUCGCCGGCGAGCGUAUAGAAGAUGGCCUCAAGCUCUGUGACUUUGGGAUCUCGCGAGUUGUGUGCGAGGGCAUCAAUGUACGCGAAAUGGCCGGCACCCCCGACUAUGUGGCCCCCGAGGUGCUCCAGUACGAGCCGCUCUCCCUGCUGACGGACAUCUGGUCCGUGGGCGUCCUCACCUAUGUCUUGCUCUCCGGCUUCUCGCCCUUUGGCGGGGAUACCAAACAGGAGACCUUCCUCAAUAUAUCGCAGUGUGCGCUCACAUUUCCGGACAACCUAUUUGGUGGCGUCUCCCCAGUAGCCAUUGACUUUAUACGCCGAGCAUUGCGAAUUAAGCCAAACGAUCGCAUGAGUGCCGCUGGAUGCCUGGAACAUGUCUGGUUGAAGGAUGAGAGCUCGCUGGAUAGACAAAUUUAUCUGCAGGCACAGAGCGAUGCCGAAGAGAAGGAGGAGGAUGAAGAAGACGACCUAGAGGAUGAAGAAGUGGAGCAGCCAGUGGCAGAGGAGAAGGCAGAGGAGCAGCAGCAGGAGCCACAGGAGCAACAGAAGCACAGCAGUGGCAGCAACACACCCACGCACAAUGGCAUGGGCCACCAUCGGGCCCACAGCAAUGGCAGCAAUCACAGCAGCAACAGCAGCAUCUCAAAGAUACCCAUUGCCACCGGAAAGGUUCUUGGCAGCCCCAGCACAGAGACAACCACAGCUAUACACACGCUGACCAGCAAUGGACACGGUAACACGGUCUGCCUGCCCGCCAAGCCCACACAGAUCGUGACACCCACACGUCGAGCGUCCGACUCGGACAAGGAGAACACAUACACGGCCACGUUUGUGAAAAAGCCCCCGGUGCAGGCCACCAUCCAGCUGGGCAGCAAUGGCCUCGAGGAGUCCUCGACAGUGGUGGCCACCCUGACACUCUUUCCCGAUGCGCCCACCACGCCGAAAGUGAUCCGCAAGACACCCACGGGAGAGUCGAAUGGUUCGGCCACCUCGGUGAAGGCUCUGGUCAAGAAGUUUCAGCUGGAGGAGACACUUGUGUGCGCGGGAAGCAGUCCCAGCAGCAGCAACCACAAUGGCCAAAGUCCCAUCAACGGCUGCAGCAACAUCAACGGAAACAAUAUGCGACGCAGUGCAGGAGGCAACAGCAGCAACAUCAGCUACUCCGCAGCAGCAGCGACAGCAGCACGAAUGAACUGCAUUCGUCGUGCCUCCGAGCCCCUGACGGCCGUCUACAAGAAGCAACCACAGAACAGCAGCAGUGCCAACAGCAAUAGUUCCAGCAGCAACAGCAGCAGCAGUAAUCCCAGCCCCGGCAGCAGUCCCAGCUCGGGUAGCACGGCCACCCUGCUCCUGAACAGACAUCGCCUGGCGUCCGCGUCCGAGCCAGCGAGCACGGUCAACAGUAGCAGCGCUGUAGCCUCAAGCAGCAGCAGCACCAAAGCGACUGCAGCCACUGCCCACCAUUUGCACCAUCACCACUUGCACCACCACCAUCAUCAUCAUCACCAUGUGGUGAUCGCCGCGAAGAACGCAGCCGCUGUUGCCGCCACCAACAACCUGAGUCUGGACCAGGGUAUCAUCUGUUAGCUAAGGGCCAGCCGUGCGAGCCGCAAUGCCAAAAGUUUCUUUCAUCGCUUCCUGUGCUGCAUGUAACAGAGCCCGUCGCGGCCCGGAUCCCCCCAGUCGUCCCCCAGUCCCACAGGGCGACGUCGCAGCAGCUCUCUUAGCUGCUGGUCUACUAGGAGAGAGUGGCAACGCCACCAGCCCAUUGGGAGAUCGAAUUGGAUAGGCAAUGGCAAUGGUAAUGGCAAUGGCAUCAGGUGCUGCAGAGGAAGAUGGAGGCCAUGGAUAGGGAGCUGGAUAUGGAAAUGGAGAUGGAGAGGAGAGAAGGAGCUGGAUCAACAGGAGGAUGCAUUGAUUUGAUUUGAGUUCGUCUUAGUUAAUGAUUAUUGCCUUAGUGUCUAGUUGGAUCUACAGCAAAAGGAAACCCCAAGCCCCCACCCCACUUCUAAGUUAGUAGUAGUAUACACGACCUCCA
Molecule: messenger RNA, 2837 nt
Organism: Drosophila obscura
Lineage: Eukaryota; Metazoa; Arthropoda; Insecta; Diptera; Drosophilidae
Gene: Drak
Product: death-associated protein kinase related
Exons: 6
Coding region: 302-2386 (694 amino acids)
Biological process (GO): positive regulation of apoptotic process; intracellular signal transduction; protein phosphorylation
Cellular component (GO): nucleus
Molecular function (GO): protein serine/threonine kinase activity; ATP binding
Source: RefSeq, a predicted model, not a curated record